Molecule: messenger RNA, 871 nt
Organism: Centruroides sculpturatus (bark scorpion)
Lineage: Eukaryota; Metazoa; Arthropoda; Arachnida; Scorpiones; Buthidae
Product: multidrug resistance-associated protein 4-like
Exons: 3
Coding region: 88-393 (101 amino acids)
Biological process (GO): transmembrane transport
Cellular component (GO): membrane
Molecular function (GO): ATPase-coupled transmembrane transporter activity
Source: RefSeq, a predicted model, not a curated record
AUUAAAAGCUAACGUGAAAAUGUUUUUUUUUAAUUCGGACAAAAAAUGCAAAUGUUACCCAGUAGUCUAGUGUUCGCCUAGGCAAUUAUGCAAGACAGAAGUAUAUUAACGACCGAUUCCUGUCUACAGAAAAUAAUUCGAGAAAGAUUUAAAUCUUGUACUGUGUUGACAAUAGCCCACAGAUUAAAUACAAUCAUCGAUUCGGAUAGAGUUCUGGUACUAGAUACCGGGAAAUUACAAGAAUUUGACUCGCCGUAUGCCUUACUGAAGAACGUAAACGGUAUAUUUUAUAACUUGGUUAAGAAGACGGGAGUAACUUCAAUGAAUGAAUUAUACAAAAUUGCCAAAGCGAAAUAUUACGCUAAAGAAAGGGUCGAACAAACAAAACUAUAAAACAGUGGAUUGUAUUCAAUGUAUAUCCGUCUUUUACAGAUCCGGUGUUACGUUUUUUAUUUAAUCCUGUUCUUAGAAAUAUUAAGUCAAGUUCUUAAACAUUAAGUUAGUAUUUUCGCACAUCAAGUAAAAUAUAAAAUUAAUUUUACGUUUUACUUGACAUGUUUUACUUGACAUGAUAUUUAACAUUUGUGAGUUUGUUAAAUUUAUCUAUGGUAAACAUCAUUGAAAGUAAUCAGAAGGUUUAGCAGAUAAUGGUUUUAGGAAUACUUACAAUGGUUAAUUUAAGAAUUGAAGUGAAUUUUCAAGUAUUAAAAAACAGUAAAUGAGUUUAAUUUAAAUAAUUUAAUACAAGUUUUGUUUAUGAAUUCCAUUAGGAAAAUCUUAAUCGAAAAUAUAAUUCUAAUUCUAAAUAUGUAUCCCAGCAAAAAUUUGCAUCACGAUAAGUAAAAAUAAAAUUAGCCAAAAUUUUUUUGAA